Leptomonas pyrrhocoris is the source of this 2018-nucleotide messenger RNA. RefSeq names its product putative amino acid permease. Gene Ontology annotation, biological process: transmembrane transport. The transcript has a single exon. The coding region runs from base 447 to 2018 and encodes 523 amino acids. Lineage: Eukaryota; Euglenozoa; Kinetoplastea; Trypanosomatida; Trypanosomatidae. The record is from RefSeq and is a predicted model, not a curated record. Gene Ontology annotation, molecular function: transmembrane transporter activity. Gene Ontology annotation, cellular component: membrane.
AGGAAAAAGAAAAGGAAGGAGCAUUUGCGUUUCCAGCUAAUCGAGGGAUUUCAAUUAAACAACCGGCUGAGCGAGUGGUCUUCCAUGACCGGAUACUACUAGUGGGUUGGAAACAUCUAUCGACCACAUUUGUAGGUCUUUCUUUCUUCCAAAAGAGUGUUUCGGUGUUGUUGUUGUUGUGGAAAUCAAGAGCAUUCUUUAAAGGUCCAUUAACAAUAACUGUCAGACGUACUUAUUUUUCUAAUCCUCUGGUUGCACCACGUUUCGUUUCCUGUUCUUCAUUCGGCUCGGCAAAAACAAUAGAAUAUGAUGUUGUUGUUUUUCUUGUUAUGACACGUACCUUCUUUUGUACCUAAUUGUGGUGAACGAAAUCCUUUUGGGGUAACCAACCUCAUUCAAACGUAACAGCUUUCAAAACAUAAGCACACCGACACGAGUGAACACGCAUGAUGCGGCGAGGAGCGGAUCCGACUGCCUCGUUGGCGGCCUCGAGAGGUCGCAGCGCGUCACCGAUCGUUCGCUUUCGUAGCCCACGCGCCGACACGGAGGCCCGCCCCAAGGCCGUUCUCACGACCCUCACACUGCUCGGCGUCAUCUACACGGCAAGCAUUAGCGGCGGCUACGGUCUGGAGGACUCUGUGAGCGCCGGCGGCCCGCUCCUGUCGAUUCUCUUUCUCUGCCUCAUUCCAUUUGUGUGGGGCAUCCCCGUCUCGCUCUGCGUAGCGGAGCUGUCCUGCUCCAUCCCGUCCAACGCCGGACCAAUUAUGUGGGUCAACUGCUCCUUUCCCCCGUGGGUGACCUUCACUACGGUGCUCUGGACCGCCUUCCUGAACUCGGUCGACAACAGCCUCUACCCCGCCGUGUUCGCCGACUACUGCGCGACGCUCUUUCACCUUGGCUGGGUGGAGAAGUCGCUCUUGAAGAUCUUCUUCUUGUGGAUGUGUGCGCUCAUCAACAUUGUUGGUGUCAUGCUCGUCGGCACCUUCAGCGUGGCGGUGAUGAUUGUCACGAUCCUGCCCUUCUUUCUCAUGUUUGUCCUCCAGCUGCCGCACGGCUUCAACUGGGAGCGCAUUUCCUACGUUCCCGAAAAGAUAAACUGGGCAGUGUUUCUGCCGGUCGUGGCGUGGAACUUCUCUGGCUUUGACUCCGCCGGAAACGUGAUCGAGGAGGUGCAGAACCCCAACCCGACCUUUGUGCGGGCGCUCAUCCUCAUGAUUGUCGCCGCCCUCGCCACGUACAUCCCCCCGAUUCUCGCCGGUGCCUCCGCGCAGAAGUUGGACCACGUUCCGUUUGAUAAGUGGGGCGAUGGUUUCUGGGUGAAGGUCGGCGAGGCCGUCGGCGGGACCCCGAUGGCGGCCACCGUGAUGGUGGGCGGCGCCAUCUCCACCUUGGGCCUGAUGACGACUCUCCUGGCCACCACCUCCCGCUCCAUCGCAGGCAUGGGUACGCUGAACGCCUUUCCAUCCUUCUUCUCCAAGUGGGUGGAGCAUUACUCGGAGAAGUACAAAACGCCGGUCCACGCCAUUUUGGUGAACACGACGAUCACCUGCAUCCUGUCGGUGUGUCUGACCUUCCAGACUCUCGUGCAACUCGAUCAGGUGCUCUACGCACUGCGUCUCAUCGCCAUUCUCACGUCCUUCCUGAAGCUUCGCCUGACGCAGCCGCUGUUGGAGCGUCCGUACCGGGUCCCAGGUGGGAACGUGGCGGCGGUGAUCUGGUCCUGUGUCCCCAUCGUUUUCAGCACCUUUCUUAUCGCGAUGGCCAUGACGGGCGGUCCUUUUAUUUUUUAUAGCAGCGUCGUGUUGAUCCUUGGCACAGUGAUCGUGUCGUACGUGACGGUUCGCUUCUUCCGCCCGGACGGCUUUGAGGGCUCGCUCGUGGAGGAGUACGAAGAUGCGGAUAUGCAGACGUAUGGCACCAUUCUGCAAAUGGAGUCCUCGGAUUGGCGCAAUCUGCACCAGAAGCACCUCUUCAUCGACCAGCCGCCGCACAUCAACAUGGCGCGCCUACGCGCGUAG